This is a messenger RNA of Drosophila navojoa, 2494 nucleotides long. It is a transcript of the gene Gyc88E, whose product is annotated as Guanylyl cyclase at 88E. Gene Ontology annotation, molecular function: nitric oxide binding; oxygen sensor activity; heme binding. The record is from RefSeq and is a predicted model, not a curated record. Gene Ontology annotation, biological process: nitric oxide-cGMP-mediated signaling; cGMP biosynthetic process; response to oxygen levels. Lineage: Eukaryota; Metazoa; Arthropoda; Insecta; Diptera; Drosophilidae. Gene Ontology annotation, cellular component: guanylate cyclase complex, soluble.
UUAAGCAACGUGUUACAGGUCAAAUGGUUUAUAUGGAAAAUUGGCGAAUGAUAAUGUUCCUGGGCACUCCAGUAAUGCCGGAUCUCACGUCCCUUAUCACAACUGGACUCUACAUUAACGAUCUGUCCAUGCACGACUUCAGCAGAGAUCUCAUGCUGGCAGGCACACAACAAUCCGUGGAACUGAAAUUAGCCUUGGACCAGGAGCAGCAAAAGUCCAAGAAACUGGAGGAGUCUAUGCGAAAGCUGGACGAGGAAAUGCGACGCACCGAUGAGCUCCUAUAUCAAAUGAUACCCAAGCAGGUGGCGGAUCGUUUGAGACGCGGCGAGAAUCCCAUAGAUACCUGUGAGAUGUUCGACAGUGUGUCCAUAUUAUUCUCGGACAUAGUUACGUUUACGGAGAUUUGCAGUCGCAUUACGCCCAUGGAAGUGGUAUCGAUGCUGAAUGCCAUGUACUCAAUCUUCGAUACGCUCACCGAGCGCAAUUCGGUCUACAAGGUGGAAACAAUUGGUGAUGCGUACAUGGUAGUGGCUGGAGCACCCGACAAGGAUGCGAAUCAUGCCGAAAGAGUCUGUGAUAUGGCGCUGGAUAUGGUUGAUGCCAUAACCGAUCUGAAGGACCCUUCGACGGGACAGCACUUGAGAAUUCGCGUGGGCGUUCAUUCGGGCGCAGUUGUCGCCGGCAUUGUGGGCCUGAAAAUGCCACGGUAUUGCCUGUUCGGCGACAGCGUUAAUACCGCCUCCCGAAUGGAGUCCACCAGCAUCGCCAUGAAGGUGCACAUAUCAGAGUCCACAAAGGUGCUGAUUGGACCCAGCUACAAGAUACUCGAGCGCGGCGAGAUCGAUGUCAAGGGCAAGGGCACCAUGAAGACCUACUGGCUGGAGGACCGUGAGAAUCGCCUGCCGCUGCAGCUCACCUCUGGACUGCAGCUGAAUCCCAUGUCCGCGGCACCGCCGCUUACACCCAUACCCAAGGCCAUUCUGCCUUCGUCCAAGCCACAGACACCCAAUGCAGCGCCGUCAACCGAAGCACCGCCGGCGGCUAUGUCGAAUGUGGUGUUGGGAGCAAGCGGUGCCUUGGUGGCUGCCUCGGCUCUGACUCAUCAUGCUGGAGGCACCGGAACGUCUGCAGCUGAUGAGCGGAGCAGUCGCAUCUACUCGCCGGUUACUUUUAAGGACGUGGCCAGGAGAAGCAUCGCCAAUUCACCAGUGCGGACGAGCGCCUGCUAUCCAGAGCAGAAUAAGCGCCGCGAAUCCCGUUCCAAUUCCACUGGUCACGUUUUCAUGCGCUCGCCCAGCGACAUCUUCGGCUCGCUUAUACUCGACACUGAGGAGUUUCUCGAGGACUUGCAGAGCUCCCGAGGUCCACUCACCGGCAAUAGCAACAAUAACUGUGAGUCGCCAUGUGGCUUCAGUAGUCCCACGCCGCCCUUCCGCAUCGGCAGUGCGCCGCCCAAGCCACGUCCCAGUAAUCCGGACAAGUUUACGCCCGAGGAGCUGGCCGCCAUGGAUCAACUAACGCCUCCCUCAACUGCGCCGGCACGCGAAUCGGCCACAUGCAGCAGUGCAAGCAUAAAGCCCUCCACAUCCAACGCAUCUCUGGAGCGGGACAAGACCACUAAGUUGAAAAAAAUCACAUUUUCCACCAGCACCACACUGGAGGCAAUCAAUGUGCCUAUUGCGAUGACAGCCAAGGACGCCUGUGUGGCUUCAGGUGCUCCACCUGAUGGAGCUUCAAUUUCCAAAGUUUGUCCUAUGCGCCGCAGCACGUCGCCGCCGAACGUGCUAGGCACAGCGCCAGCCGCGGUGCAAGCGAGCAGCGGCAACAGCCGACCUGGUAGUAAGGAUUCGAUGUCAUCUAUCUCUCUGCAUUCACCUCCACCACAUCGUUCCAGCUCUGCGCCAGCCAGACCCCAUUCCAUGUCAAAGGCAGCGCGAAAAGCUUUCCUCGCUGCCAAGCAGACAAAGGCCAUGGAGAAGCUGGAUAAGAUGAUUGAGGAAGCGCAGGAAGUGGAGUCACAGUCGGUGGCCAAAGCGGCCAACGUGCGUCUUGCCAUUUUUGGACAUGACGGCGGUGGCGACGAUCCGACUGCAGGCGGCUGUCCACUAUUUCUGCCACCCCCACCUGCACAGUCACUGGGUCGCAUGAUGCCGAGCUCCAUAUCCGACUCGAGCAUUUGUAAUCAUGGACAUAGUCAUGCGCCCAGCUGCCAUCAUUCGCUGCACGAGCCAAAGAUGAGCAAUAGCCAGAGUUUCCAGCACGCACGCAGAUCGGGUCCCAUUACUCACCAGUGCUGCAGCGGAUUCGGAGGCCAUGGCAACGGCAGACACUCGCAUCGCAUGCACUCCAAUGCCUGCAACCUGCUGUAGACCUCUCGAACAGGGAAAUCUCUGACUCCCCGUCAUAUCGUCUCUAUGUCAAUGUGCUUUUCUAGAGUAUAGUCAGCAAUUAUAAGCUCUUAAACUAUGGUUGGUUAACUGUUCAUUCUCAUACA